Molecule: messenger RNA, 2915 nt
Organism: Austrofundulus limnaeus
Lineage: Eukaryota; Metazoa; Chordata; Actinopteri; Cyprinodontiformes; Rivulidae
Gene: dse
Product: dermatan sulfate epimerase
Exons: 6
Coding region: 153-2897 (914 amino acids)
Molecular function (GO): chondroitin-glucuronate 5-epimerase activity
Source: RefSeq, a predicted model, not a curated record
UCCUGUCGGUUCUGGUCCUGUCGGAGCUCGGACGGCUCGGUAUGGGUUCUUGACGGUAAACGGUGUGUUGGAUCAGAACCGGAUGGCAGCGGGAGGAUCUUCCGACAGCUGAGCUGUGCCGGCAGUGCCACAGUCCAGGUUCUGAUGARACCAUGAGAACCCACACUCGUGGGGCCCCCACAGUCUUCUUCCUAAGUCUGCUGUGGCCCCUGCUCACUCCAGCGCCGGCAGCAGAGGCGGACCCCAGCGGAGGGAUCCCCUUCAUGGGGGGUAACUAUGAGGGUCACCCCAUGCUGUACUUUGGCCGGGGGGACGUGGAGGAGCUGCAGUACGCCGCRGCCGGGACUCACCGAGACAUGGCCCGGAGGAUCCGGGAGGCGGGGGAGGCCAUGCUGGAGCACCCCGAGGAGUACCUGCCCCCCUGGAGCCCUGCGGAGUUCAGCGCCCGCUGGAACGAGGUCUACGGGAACAACUUGGGGGUCCUGGCCAUGUUCUGCCUGCUGUACCCCCACAGGGCCGGAGCCCUGGACCUGGUCAAGGACUACAUGGAGAGGAUGGCGGCGCAGCCUAGCUGCUGUAAGCUGAGCGUACCCCCUCCCCCUCCCCCAGGGAGAGGAAAUGAAACGUUCAGGCCUCAGCUGAGUCCAGUGAAGGAGAGGGAGGAGGACUUCUGUAGACCCUGUGUCACCUGCUGUGUUCCAGGUUACCUGCAGGAGGCCUACCUGUGGACCAAGCAGGUGCUGUCCAUCAUGGAGAAGUCCAUGGUCCUUCUGCAGGACGUGACGGACGGCUCGCUGUAUGAGGGCGUGGCCUAUGGGACCUACAGCACCCGCUCUCUGUUCCAGUACAUGUUUCUGGUGCAGAGACACUUCUCCAUCGGACACUUCACCCACCCCUGGCUGCUCCGUCACUUCUCCUUCCUCUACAGAACCAUCCUGCCAGGAUUUCAGAGGACUGUAGCCAUCGCUGACUCCAACUACAACUGGUUUUACGGCCCAGAGAGCCAGCUGGUCUUCUUGGACCGCUACGUGUUGCGUAACGGCAGUGGGAACUGGCUGGCAGGUCUCAUUCAUCAGAACAGAGUCACAGAAGGACCGGGGCAGGCGGGGAAAGGCCAGAGAUGGUGCACCCUGCACACAGAGUUUCUUUGGUAUGACCCAGGCUUGGCCCCAAAACCUCCACCAGAUUUUGGGACUUCUCAGCUCCACUACUUUGAGGACUGGGGUGUGGUCACAUAUGGUAGCUCUUUGCCUGUAGACACCAACAGCUCCUUUCUGUCCUUCAAGUCCGGUAAACUGGGGGGACGUGCCAUCUUUGAUACAGUUCACAAGAGCAAGUACAAAGAAUGGAUCAAGGGCUGGAGGAACUUUAAUGCUGGUCACGAGCACCCCGAUCAAAACACGUUCACCUUUGCACCCAAYGGUGUCCCGUUCAUCACAGAGGCUUUGUAUGGACCCAAGUACACUUUGUUGAACAAUGCGGUGUUGUUUGGUGCAGCCCUCACAGGAAGCUGCUUUGAGCCCUGGGUUGGACAGGUCACAGAGGCCUGUGACUCCAAGUGGCUGAAGUACAAACUGGGCCUCGCUGCUGAUGCUCAGGGCCAAGUACAAGCUGCUCUGAAGAGAGACCAGAUGGUUUUCAUUCGAGGUGAAGCACGUUCUGCCUAUAAUCCAGCACUGAAACUCAGGAACUUCCAGAGGAACCUGCUCCUUCUUCACCCACAGCUCCUAGUUCUGGUGGACCACAUCCAUCUGGAUUCAGACAGCCCAGCCAGGGCUAUGAGCGCCUUCUUUCACAACACCGAGUUGCCAUUCCAGAGUACAAAAGUAGAUGGUGUUCAUGGAGCAUUUGUAACUCAUGGGGAGGACAAAUAUAAGAUGUUCUGGAUGGAUGACACAAACUCCAGCAAUAAAGGGAGGGUGGGUUACUGGACUUACCCUCGAGGGUACCCCUAUAAUGGCUCUAACUAUGUCAAUGUCACUAUGCCACUCAGGUACCCACACACAAGGGUGGCCUACAUAUUCUUUGGGCCGGACAUGGAUGUACAGAGCUUUAGCUUACGUGGAGAUGAUCAGAGGGUGGAUGUUUACCUUGCCACUAAGGACCACACCUACACCAUCUACCUGCUGACCGGAGAAGUCACCAGCAAGCCUCUGUUCGCCAUGGUGCUGCUGGACCACAAGAAGAUUGUGUUUGAGAGGGCAGCCGGUGUGGUGGACACAUCACCUGAGGAGGUUGAAGAAUAYGUCAAUGUGAUGGAGGACAACCUCCAGCAUGUGAAGCCUGUCUUCCAGCAGAUGGAGAGACACAUACUGGGACGGGUCCUUAACACCGCCACCUUUCGUAAGACUGCAGAGCGCCUCCUCCAGUUCUCCGACAAAAAGAAGACAGAGGAAGUCAUCGAGAAAAUGUUUGCUAUGUCAAAAAAACAAAACAAAGGUAAAGGAGGGAAGAAGAUGAACCUUGGAGAAAGGCUUUCUGAAAGUAUGCCAGACAUGUUUGCACAAAUUGAGUUAAAYGAAAAGAAGGAGAGACAGAGGACUUCAAAACGCACAUAUGAGGACAGCCCAGAGGAAGGCGAUGCAGAUUCACGAGCCUUUAUAGAUUAUACAGAUGGUCGCAAGAACCGAAAGGGGGCUUUUGUCAAGGGGCGCAGAUUUAAGGAGGUUCACAUGGUGGCCACAGCAAGGAGUGAAAAGGUCUCCAGUACAGCUUCCUACAUCAGACUAUUCCUCCUCUUGAACACUGCCACAUUUUUUUUACUGCUGGCUGUGCUGCUCACCCGCUUUCAGAGGAGUCCAAGUCUGCACACCCAGAGAUGUUUCUACAGCAUUCUUCUGAUCGACUGUUUCAUCCUGCUGUUUCUCUACUCCUCCUGCUCCUACACACAGUGCUGACACCAAGUUAUACAGUGC